GGCCGUCGCUCGGCUCCCCUCACAGCCCCGGCGCUGCGGGCUAAGGAGACGACCGAGCCCAGCGGGCGGAGGGCGCGCGGCCCCCCACUUGCCGGCCGGCGGCGCCGGCGGCCCUCAGCAUGUUCCGCGAGGCGAGGCUUUUGCUCCCGCCCGUGGGCUGAGGCGGCGGCGGCGGCCAGAAGCAGCGACAUGCACCUGCCAGGCGCGGCUUAGAGGACGCGGCAGGCGGGGAGUCCCGGCCGCCAGCGAGGGCUUUCUUCCCGCGGCCGCCUCCCGCUUCCCGCGGCCGCGGGCCCGAGCCGGAGCGGCGGGGUGGGCGCCCCGACAUGGCGGCCCGGAGCGCCCCGAACUGCCACCUGCGGCUCGAGUGGGUGUACGGCUACCGGGGCCACCAGUGCCGCAACAACCUCUACUACACGGCGGCCAAGGAGAUCGUGUACUUCGUGGCGGGCGUCGGCGUGGUCUACAGCCCGCGGGAGCACCGGCAGAAGUUCUACCGCGGCCACAGCGACGACAUCAUCAGCCUUGCUUUGCAUCCUGAACGAGUAUUGGUAGCAACAGGACAAGUUGGGAAAGAGCCUUAUAUCUGUGUUUGGGAUUCCUACACUGUGCAGACUGUAUCAGUUCUAAAGGAUGUUCAUACACAUGGUAUAGCUUGUUUAGCAUUCGACUUAGAUGGACAGCGUUUGGUUUCAGUUGGACUCGAUUCAAAGAAUGCAGUUUGUGUUUGGGAUUGGAAAAGGGGAAAAAUGUUAUCUAUGGCUCCUGGUCACACAGAUAGAAUAUUUGAUAUUUCUUGGGAUUUGUACCAGCCAAAUAAACUUGUCAGCUGUGGUGUAAAACAUAUCAAGUUCUGGAGUUUAUGUGGAAAUGCUCUGACCCCAAAACGAGGGGUUUUUGGUAAGACUGGUGAUCUUCAGACAAUAUUGUGCCUAGCUUGUGCAAGAGAUGAAUUAACAUAUUCUGGUGCACUCAGUGGGGAUAUAUAUGUUUGGAAAGGAAUUAAUCUUAUACGAACAAUACAAGGAGCCCAUGCUGCAGGAAUUUUUAGCAUGAAUGCUUGUGAAGAAGGCUUUGCUACUGGUGGCAGAGAUGGCUGUAUUCGUCUUUGGGAUUUAACUUUUAAACCAAUUACUGUGAUUGAUCUCAGGGAAACAGACCAGGGAUACAAAGGUUUGUCUGUGAGGAGUGUUUGUUGGCGAGGUGACCACAUUCUAGUUGGAACACAGGACAGUGAAAUUUUUGAAAUUGUGGUCCAUGAAAGAAAUAAACCUUUCCUGAUUAUGCAAGGACAUUGUGAAGGUGAACUUUGGGCACUUGCCAUCCAUCCUACUAAACCUUUGGCGGUGACUGGAAGUGAUGAUCGUUCAGUCAGGAUAUGGAGCCUAGUAGAUCAUGCACUAAUAGCAAGGUGUAAUAUGGAAGAACCAAUUCGUUGUGCAGCUGUAAAUGUAGAUGGAAUCCAUCUUGCCCUUGGAAUGAAGGAUGGCUCAUUCACUGUACUUCGAGUAAGAGAUAUGACAGAAGUUGUACAUAUUAAAGAUAGGAAGGAGGCAAUUCAUGAGUUAAAAUAUUCACCAGAUGGAAUGUACCUUGCUGUUGGAUGCAAUGAUGGCUCAGUUGAUAUUUAUGGAGUUGCUCAGCGUUAUAAAAAAUUUGGGGAAUGUGUCGGAUCAGUUAGUUUCAUCACUCACCUGGACUGGUCCUCCGACAGUAGAUAUUUACAGACAAAUGAUGGAAAUGGUAAAAGACUUUUUUAUAGGAUGCCAGGAGGAAAAGAAGUGACAAAUAAAGAAGAAAUAAAAGGUGUUCAUUGGGCUUCAUGGACAUGUGUUUCAGGCCUUGAAGUAAAUGGAAUUUGGCCCAAGUAUUCAGAUACCAAUGAUAUAAAUUCAGUAGAUGGAAACUAUAUUGGCCAAGUUUUAGUUACAGCUGAUGACUAUGGAAUUGUAAAAUUAUUCCGAUAUCCUUGUUUAAGAAAAGGGGCCAAGUUUAAAAAAUAUAUUGGCCAUUCGGCCCACGUAACUAAUGUCAGAUGGUCACAUGAUUAUCAGUGGGUUAUUUCUAUUGGUGGAGCAGAUCACUCUGUCUUUCAGUGGAAAUUUAUUCCUGAAAGAAAAUUAAAAGAUGCUCUUCACAUAGCACCUCAAGAAAGUCUGGCUGACUCGAAUAGUGAUGAAUCAGAUUCAGAUCUAUCUGAUGUUCCAGAACUGGAUUCUGAAAUUGAACAAGAGACACAGCUCACCUACCGUCGGCAGGUUUACAAAGAAGAUCUACCUCAGCUUAAAGAACAAUACAAAGAGAAACAAAAAAGUGGUACUUCUAAAAGAAGAGAACGGGCUCCAGGAAAUAGUAUUCGGUUACACUUUGUUCACGGUUACAGAGGUUAUGACUGUCGAAGUAAUCUGUUUUAUACUCAAAUUGGUGAAAUUGUAUACCAUGUGGCAGCAGUGGCUGUCAUUUAUAAUCGACAACAGAACACUCAGCGCUUUUACCUGGGUCAUGAUGAUGAUAUUCUCUGCCUGGCUAUUCAUCCUUUGAAAGACUACGUAGCAACAGGCCAGGUAGGUAGGGAUCCCUCAGUUCACAUAUGGGAUACAGAGACUGUUAAACCAUUGUCGAUAUUAAAGGGCUACCACCAGUAUGGUGUCUGUGCUGUUGAUUUCUCAGCGGAUGGGAAACGUUUGGCCUCAGUUGGAAUAGAUGAUGGCCAUACUAUUGUGCUGUGGGAUUGGAAGAAAGGAGAGAAACUUUCAGUAGCAAGAGGAAGUAAAGAUAAGAUUUUUGUUGUAAAGAUGAACCCCUACGUGCCUGAUAAAUUAAUUACAGCUGGAAUUAAACACAUGAAAUUUUGGCGUAGAGCAGGGGGAGGAUUGAUUGGAAGAAAAGGCUACAUAGGCACACUGGGGAAAAAUGACACAAUGAUGUGUGCAGUGUAUGGAUGGACUGAAGAGAUGGCUUUUUCUGGAACAUCCACAGGAGAUGUGUGUAUCUGGAGAGACAUCUUUCUUGUAAAAACAGUUAAAGCACAUGAUGGGCCAGUGUUCAGUAUGCAUGCGUUGGAAAAAGGAUUUGUAACUGGAGGAAAAGAUGGUGUAGUAGCUCUUUGGGAUGACUCGUUUGAAAGAUGUCUCAAGACUUAUGCUAUAAAAAGAGCUGCUUUGGCCCCAGGAUCUAAAGGUCUUCUCUUGGAAGAUAACCCAUCUAUACGUGCCAUAUCAUUAGGACAUGGUCAUAUUUUAGUUGGCACAAAGAAUGGUGAAAUAUUAGAAGUGGAUAAAAGUGGCCCAAUAACACUUCUGGUCCAGGGACACAUGGAAGGAGAGGUGUGGGGUUUGGCUACACAUCCUUAUCUGCCCAUCUGUGCUACUGUGAGUGAUGACAAAACCUUAAGAAUAUGGGAUCUCUCUCCUAGUCAUUGUAUGUUGGCUGUCCGGAAACUGAAAAAGGGUGGAAGAUGUUGCUGUUUUUCUCCUGAUGGUAAAGCUUUAGCUGUAGGUCUCAAUGAUGGAAGUUUCUUAAUGGCAAAUGCAGAUACUCUAGAGGAUCUUGUAUCUUUUCACCACAGAAAAGAUAUUAUUUCGGAUAUUCGAUUUUCACCAGGUUCUGGGAAGUAUCUCGCUGUAGCAUCCCAUGACAGCUUUGUAGAUAUAUACAAUGUAAUGAGUAGUAAACGAGUAGGAAUAUGCAAAGGCGCUACCAGUUACAUAACCCAUAUUGACUGGGAUAUUAGAGGAAAGCUUUUACAGGUCAACACUGGUGCUAAAGAACAGUUAUUCUUUGAGGCUCCCAGAGGGAAAAAACAGACCAUCCCCAGUGUGGAGGUAGAAAAACUUGGUUGGGCAUCAUGGACAAGUGUGCUUGGUUUAUGCUGUGAGGGAAUUUGGCCAGUAAUUGGAGAAGUCACAGAUGUAACUGCUUCUUGCCUCACCAGUGACAAAAUGAUCCUAGCUACUGGGGAUGAUUUGGGAUUUGUGAAGUUAUUUAGAUAUCCUGCUAAAGGAAAAUUUGGGAAGUUUAAGAGGUAUGUGGCCCAUAGUGCACAUGUCACAAAUGUUCGCUGGACUUAUGAUGACAGCAUGUUGGUUACCUUAGGAGGUGCAGAUAUGUCUUUAAUGGUUUGGACAAAUGAAAUGGAGGGCUAUCGAGAAAAAAGGCCUUAUGAUAGUGAAGAAUCUGAUAUAGAUUCUGAAGAAGAUGGGGGCUAUGACAGUGAUGUUACAAGGGAGAAUGAAGUCAGUUACACCAUCAGAGCCUUAUCAACAAAUAUCCGUCCAAUGUUUGGAAUCAAGCCUCAUUUGCAACAAAAAGAACCCUCAAUUGAUGAGAGGCCCCCUGUGAGCAGGGCUCCGCCCCAGCCAGAGAAACUCCAGACAAAUAAUGUCGGCAAGAAAAAGAGACCCGUAGAGGACCUUGUGUUGGAGCUUGUUUUUGGCUAUCGAGGCAGAGACUGUAGGAAUAAUGUUCACUAUUUAAAUGAUGGUGAUGAUAUAAUUUAUCACACUGCAUCUGUUGGAAUUCUGCACAAUGUUGCUACAGGAACUCAGAGUUUUUAUCAGGAACAUAAUGAUGAUAUUCUGUGCCUCACUGUAAAUCAGCACCCCAAAUUUAUCAACAUAGUGGCAACUGGCCAAGUAGGUGACUCAGCAGACAUGUCAGCUACAGCCCCUUCCAUCCACAUCUGGGAUGCAAUGAACAAGCAGACUUUAUCUAUACUAAGAUGCUACCAUUCAAAGGGAGUGUGUGCAGUCAGCUUCAGUGCUACUGGCAAACUCUUGCUGUCUGUGGGACUAGACCCAGAACAUACUAUUACCAUUUGGAGAUGGCAGGAAGGCGCCAAAAUCGCCAGCAGAGCUGGUCACAACCAACGUAUUUUUGUGGCAGAAUUCCGACCAGAUUCAGAUUCCCAGUUUGUCUCUGUGGGAGUAAAGCAUGUGAAGUUCUGGACACUGGCAGGAAGGGCUCUUCUUAGCAAAAAAGGGCUGCUGAGCACACUGGAAGAUGCCCGGAUGCAGACCAUGCUUGCUGUUGCGUUUGGUGCAAAUAACUUGACGUUUACAGGUACCAUCAGUGGAGAUGUCUGUGUGUGGAAAGAUCACAUAUUGUGUAGAAUCGUGGCCAGAGCUCACAAUGGGCCUGUGUUUGCCAUGUACACCACCCUGCGAGACGGACUUAUCGUGACUGGUGGCAAGGAAAGGCCGUCAAAAGAAGGAGGAGCAGUGAAACUGUGGGAUCAGGAACUGAGGCGAUGCCGAGCCUUCCGGCUUGAGACAGGACAAGUCACAGAUUGUGUUCGUUCUGUGUGCAGAGGCAAAGGCAAGAUACUAGUUGGGACAAGGAAUGCUGAAAUAAUUGAAGUUGGAGAGAAAAAUGCAGCAUGUAAUAUUUUAGUUAAUGGUCAUGUGGAUGGACCCAUAUGGGGACUAGCAACACAUCCUUCCAGGGAUUUUUUCCUUUCUGCUGCGGAAGAUGGGACAGUGAGACUAUGGGAUAUUGCUGAUAAAAAGAUGUUAAACAAAGUGAAUUUGGGACAUGCUGCUCGUACUGUGUGUUAUAGCCCUGGAGGGGACAUGGUGGCUAUUGGAAUGAAAAAUGGAGAAUUUAUUAUUUUACUGGUGAGCUCUCUAAAAAUAUGGGGAAAGAAGAGAGAUAGACGAUGUGCAAUCCAUGAUAUCAGAUUUAGUCCCGAUUCCCGGUUUCUGGCAGUGGGUUCUAGUGAGAACUCAGUGGACUUUUACGACCUAACGUUGGGCCCCACCCUUAACAGAAUCAGCUACUGCAAAGACAUUCCAAGCUUUGUCAUUCAAAUGGACUUCUCUGCAGACAGCAGAUAUCUCCAGGUCUCCACUGGUUGCUAUAAACGGCAUGUCUAUGAAGUGCCUUCAGGAAAACAUCUUAUGGAUCAGGCUGCCAUUAACAGAAUUACUUGGGCUACAUGGACUAGUAUUCUAGGAGAUGAAGUUAUGGGAAUCUGGUCCAGGCAUGCUGAGCGAGCCGAUGUUAACUGUGCCUGCGUAUCUCAUUCAGGAAUCAGCCUUGUAACAGGAGAUGACUUUGGCAUGGUUAAGUUAUUUGACUUCCCGUGUCCUGAAAAAUUUGCGAAGCACAAAAGGUUCUUGGGUCAUUCACCCCAUGUGACAAAUAUUCGAUUUACCAGUGGUGAUCGACAUGUUAUUAGUGCUGGAGGUGAUGACUGCAGUUUAUUUGUCUGGAAAUGUGUACAUAUGCUUCACUGAAAGAUAUGGAUGCUGAGAAGACUCUAAAUUAACAGCCUUGAGAAACCAGAAUUACAGAAGAGGAAAAAAAAACCCAGAACCAAACCCUGCAUGGUCAUGUGGUGCUAACUUAAGCUUGUAACAAGAGAUAAAUGCCCAGAAAUCAUCAAAAUAGUAGAAGAUUGAUAAGUUCAAAAUAUUUGCUAUAUGCACUGGAUAACUGUCCAUAAUCCAUACACUGCCAGAUACUUACACUUCAAGGAAGGACUGAAUAAAUACUUGAUGGUGAAAGCUAACCCCCUACUUUUGGGGAGUGUGCAAACUUGGCAGACCUGCUGGGAGGUGUAGGGGACAGCACGCCUCAAAAGGCAAACCAAAACCUUAAAAACCCAACUUGGAUAGUUUUCAUCUUUUUAGCAAAACUUUGUUUCUUUUAGAAUUUAUAUUUUAUUUUCAAGGUUCAUGGCUUAAUGAAGUAUUUUAUCCUUGUGUUUACAAAAGGAAAAGAAACACACCAUCACCCUAAAGGAUCAGUUUUCAGAAGGCAAACAUUAUUUUCCUUAAGGAAACGUACAAGCUUUACUGGAGAAUAUAAUGCUUCUUAAGCAUUAAUAAAGCCCUUUCUAUAAAGGA
Molecule: messenger RNA, 6848 nt
Organism: Diceros bicornis minor
Lineage: Eukaryota; Metazoa; Chordata; Mammalia; Perissodactyla; Rhinocerotidae
Gene: EML5
Product: EMAP like 5
Exons: 42
Coding region: 327-6236 (1969 amino acids)
Molecular function (GO): microtubule binding
Source: RefSeq, a predicted model, not a curated record